AGAUAUAUAUUCAUGCAUUCCAAAUUAAGAAUUGAUCCAUUCUAAACUAAAAAAUAUGGGGAGGGAGGGAGUCCCAGUGAUAGAUAUGCAAAAGAUUGAUCAGAUGGGUAAGGAAAUAGUGAAGGCGUGUGAGGAAUGGGGUUGCUUUCGGAUGGUCAACCAUGUUGUCCCAACCGAGCUCAUGGCGGAGAUGAAGGUGGUGGCUGCUUCACUCUUUGAUCUCCCUAGCGAGAUCAAGACACGUACGACUAGUUCUGUGCGUGGCAAGGGUUACAUUGGAUGUGACCCAAGAACUCCGUUCUUCGAGAGUUUUAGUAUUGAUGACAUUUCUUCUAUUGAUGAGUUUUGUGAUCAUCUUGCUAUUUCCCCUUCCCAAAGGGAGGUUAUAUACAAAUAUACGAAAGCUAUUCGUGAUCUUGCUGGAAUUCUCGGCCGUAAGAUGAAGGAAGGCAAUGGUUUAUCUGGGGAUCUUUUUGAUGAUCAAUGGUGUUACCAAUUUAGAAUGAACAAAUAUCACUACACAAGUGAAACCAUAGGGUUACCCGGAAUCCAUAUGCACUCCGACUCUACAUUUUUAACAAUUCUACUAGAGGACGACGUAAAUGGCCUUCAAAUAGUCGACAAUGACACUGGUGAAUUUGUUCCCGUAGAUCCUGUUCCUAAUUCACUCAUAGCCAAUGUCGGCGACAUUGGCAAGGCGUGGAGCAACGGACGGUUUUGCAGUGCAAAACAUAUAGAGUGGUGUUAUGAAGCCAAAACACGAUACACAAUACCUUUAUUUAUUUUGGGCCCGAAAGAUAAAAAGGUUGAAGCACCAUCUGAAUUCAUUGACUCGGAGCAUCCGCGUCGUUAUGUACCCAUUGAAUUUGAGGAAUACAAACAAUUUCGAAUGUCUUCAAAGUUAAGCACCGAUGAUGCCCUUGAUUUGUUUAGCAAAUCCGCGGCAUGAUUAUCUCACUAAGCAUAUGUAUCUUGAAAUAAUUAAUGUACUGUAAUUUUUAUAUGUAUAAGUUGUUGUUGAUCCCUUUCA
Molecule: messenger RNA, 1030 nt
Organism: Erigeron canadensis
Lineage: Eukaryota; Viridiplantae; Streptophyta; Magnoliopsida; Asterales; Asteraceae
Product: 2-oxoglutarate-dependent dioxygenase DAO-like
Exons: 3
Coding region: 56-949 (297 amino acids)
Biological process (GO): auxin catabolic process
Molecular function (GO): indole-3-acetaldehyde oxidase activity; dioxygenase activity
Source: RefSeq, a predicted model, not a curated record